AUGUCGCUCCUCGCCACCGGUUCCGUCUUUCUGCUAGCCGCGCUCCACGUUUAUAUCAUGGUCUUGGAGAUAUUCCUCUGGACCUCCCCAGCAGGACUGAGAGCGUUCGCGCUCAAGCCCGACUUUGCCGCCAAAACCAAGAGCAUGGCCGCGAACCAAGGCUUGUACAAUGGAUUUCUGGCUGCCGGUCUCUUGUGGUCUCUGGUCCACCCCAGCGCGGAGUUUGCGCCUCAGAUCGCGCAGUUCUUCGCGGCUUGUGUUUUUGUGGCUGGUGUUUUCGGCGGCCUGACGGCAAACAAGAAGAUUUUCUUUGUCCAGGCGCUCCCAGGAGCUCUGUGUCUUGCUGCGGUGGUCUUUGCUUAA
Boeremia exigua is the source of this 363-nucleotide messenger RNA. RefSeq lists its product as uncharacterized. The record is from RefSeq and is a predicted model, not a curated record. The coding region runs from base 1 to 363 and encodes 120 amino acids. NCBI's taxonomy places the organism in Eukaryota, Fungi, Ascomycota, Dothideomycetes, Pleosporales, Didymellaceae. The transcript has a single exon.